This is a messenger RNA of Caenorhabditis sp. 36 PRJEB53466, 8427 nucleotides long. Lineage: Eukaryota; Metazoa; Nematoda; Chromadorea; Rhabditida; Rhabditidae. The record is from the annotation of a GenBank genome assembly.
AUGGAUGAUUACGAGUACGGCGACGUCUACUCCAACGCCGGAUUCAGAAGUAAUGACGUGGACAUUGAGGAAAUGCCGAAAGUGAAACCGGUAAGAUAAUGGAAAAGAAAAAUUUGCAGGCACAAGACACAUAAACAGUGGGGCGCUGGGCCGUCUCCUUAUCCUUGAACAACCAAAAAGUAUCGAUUUGUGAGCGUCUCGUGUCUCACAUCGAACGGCAUGGCGCAGGCACUCCGUCCUCUCUAGCCCCGGGGGCCGGUGGAAGGAGAGCGAGAGGGGGUAGAGAAAAGAGAUGGAGGCGAAGCAUUUACUUUGAAACAUGCGCAGACAUGCUUGCCCCGCUCCGCAAAGACAUCGGACGAACGGUGGAGAGGCCUAAGAGGCGAGGCGAUGGCCGUCAAAGCGGCGACCGUCCGGCCGAAUUGAGUCGACACGGCGGCCAGCCGGCCCCCAAGGAGGAGGAGAGUUGAGAAGAGUGUAGAAGUGAGGCAAAACGAGGGACAACAAACACACAAGCACUGAAAUUCUUCGCCCCCACUUCUCGGCUCCCUCUUUCUCUCGCGCCCCACCGGCCGGCCGCCCCCCCUCCCUCGUUUUUUUGCGUUUUUUUGUGAGUGUCAUUGCAAUUGCCUCUUGGCCCUCUGCUGUCUCCGCGACGCUUCGCUUCUCUCUCUGCCCAUCAGCCUCCCAGGCCGCCCCUGUGCCUCUAUCCAACACCAGCGAGUUUUCGGUGUGCGAGGCGCUUCUAAUUCUUCGUUGUCUUGCACUUUGAUUCUCUUUGAUUCUCUUUGUUUUUCCCCCGUCUUCUCCAGCUCUUUUUCGACUGAGCACCAAGUUUCACGUGUUACCUAUCGAUUCGCCCCUAGUUUAUCUGCUUUUCCUCAAUUGAAAAGUGCAAAUUUUGCUUCGUCCUUCUAAUUACAAUUGUUCGAUCCGCUUCUUAUCCUUAUCUCUUUGUCUGCAUUUUUAAUUACGUAAGUGCGUGAUUUCACGGUUCUUAUGACCUUCACACAAAUUUGUUUUCAUCUGCCUCUCGCUCAGUUAGAUGACCAAUGAUGACGUGCAUCCGUAGAAGAUACCACUCCCACGAUAUAUAAUCGGAAAACGGAUUUUGUUUCCAAGAUGCGUUUCUGUUUUUUGUUUACGCCGUUUCGCGCAAAGUUUCACAUCGAGAGCAUAAGAGGGCACGUGCCCGCGCGUUGUCAUGACAAUCGACGACACUUUUAGAAGAAGCUUCACACUUUCAAAAACAUCUGAAGCCUUGAAUUGAACGGUCCGAAUAUUCGUUCUUUCUAGUUCAUAGAUUAGCUCAUUUUUCAAUGGUUGCUCUCGAAAUUGGCUCAAUUUCCAUUUUUCCGGAGAACCAGAACAAAUGGAAUGUUGCGAUUUGGCAAACAUCAAGAACCGACAAUGCCCUUUUACGCUUGACUGAUUUUUUCCUCGUAUCACAUGUUCCUCUCGUGCUGCUUAAACUAGGUUUAUUCCAACUGGGUGGUCUAGAAAUAUUCGCUUCAUUUACACUCGAAUUCUAAAUUCUAGAGCCAAGUUUGAAUUCUACCGUAUGCCUAUCACAUAAUGAUUUCAUUCUGUCCCGCACCAAAAUGUCAUCCAAAUUACUAGUUACCUCGUCCUCAAUCACCUCCAGACUCCGCCUCCCGCAUGCACUUUUUUGAGAAUCCUGCUCCGGUUUACACAGCGGUAGUUUGGCAACAUCAGCUGCAUUUGUCCUCUUGGAAAAUGGGAAAAGACGGUUUCGAAGGGGGCAAGUUGCCGUGUCUCUUCCUCCGUUUUCUAUGUGUUUUUUCUUUCAAGUUGCGCAACAAUCGGCAGUUUUUUCAAUCGGCGACGACGGCGGGCGCCCGAUCGCGCGACCCGCCCUUCUGGGUUUUUCUUACGAUUCCUUCGCAUCUCGCCUGGUGUCCUCCUUCUCCUUCUCCUCCUGUAUUGGCUGUUUGGGUCUGUCUGCCUGUGUGACUGUGUGUCCUUGCGCUCUUGCGCAGUCCUUCUUUCCUCUUCUGCGCAAUGCUGCGCUCUACCACCACCACCACACUCACUCACCACCAAUACACACAGAAAAAAGAGAAAGACCCCAAGCCCCAUAGACACACACACACACAUAGAACGAAAGAAUGUCUUCUGUGCGUGUGCUAUUCGCAUGUCACCAAUAUACCAACUUGUUGGUCUCUCUUUCGUCUCUUUUUGAGCUCUCCUCCGGUCGGGUUCCUUCUUUGCGCCCGCCCGCUCUCUCCAGCUGAUUGCGGGUCCCCACACACACACACACCCGCUGGCUAAUCAGGUGGAAGAAGAUGGAGCCGCCGACGUUUCUCUUCUCUUCCCUUUGUUUCAAGUUCGAUGUUGUCAUUUUGCUCGUUUAUCACAACUACCGUAGUCCCGUCUUCUUUUUCUUCUUGUUUCUUCUUUGUAUUGUCACCACGGUCGAAGAAGAGUGAUUUGGUUUCGGUUUUUCUACUCUUCGAUACGAUCUUUAUGCGUUUUUCGUGUUGAACUGUUUCAAUUUCGCAAAAACAACUUGAAAUCGAAUUUUCAAACGCAUUUAAACGCUUUACUUUCCAAUGAAAGUGUCUGCUUUUGACAGCUUAAACUAUUUCUGAUUCUUUCAAUAAUCCGUUGACGUUUUCUUCUGCUACAAAGCUUUUACCAUAUGAAUAUGAUUUUAAAGUGCAAUAUUCAAUAUCCUAAACAGUGCCUCUAAGAAAUCGUAUCAACUCCUGUGAGAGUGAAAUUUGCUCCUUUCCACAGUGCACAUCUUUGUGGUUUGAUUCCUAUGAACUUUUCGGAUCAUCAUUUCAUUCCCUUCCUCCUCUCGUUGUUUGUUCCUUCCAAUGGGUGGCAAACUAUCAAAGAGCACAUCCAUCUACGUUUUUGCCCUUCCGCUCCAAUCGGCUCUCCCCCGUGCUCCUCGUGACGGAUUCCAUUUCGACGUCUUCUUCUCCUUUUCCUUCUUCUGCUUCGUCUUCUUUUUGUCCAUCCACUGCUGCUCGUUUCUCUAAUCCACAUGUAAAUAGUUUGAUGCUUCGUCGUUGUGCUUCUGCUCCUCUGCUCUGCUCCCCGCUCCUCUUUCGUCCUGCCCUAAUUUAUUUCGAUAGGGGAGGGCACCACCCCCCGAUCUAAAGGGAGUGUAAACAUGGGAGCAUCUCCCCGAAAUUCGACUGAAACUCGUGCUUUUCAGUUCGUGUUUCGGACCCUUGUCACAUCCGUCCAUCUUCUUCGCACAUCCUCGUCGUUUUCAUCUUGUUCGUCGCGCCCACAAUGACCACUUACUCCAAUAUUUAUGACAAUGGCUGGCUGCUGUCGAAAUUUGCAUGUCCUGCCCGUCCGCCAGCCGCUUUUGUGCGGCCAUUCCAUCCGCAUUUCGACGUCUUCCCUUCUCCAUUAAAAAACGCGCCCUUUCGUGUCACUUUCCCGCCCUUUUUGUGUCUUUCUUCGUUCACCAACAUCUGGCGCCUUUCGCGCCUCGUGAGAUGCGAUGCUUUCAUUUCUUUCCAUUCUACCUCGGUCGAGAAAACAUCUGGCUUGUGCCCAAAGUACUGUACUUUUGCACUUUGUGUCCAGCUGCCUCUCUCCGUGCCCAUUGAAAGGAAAAAAAUGUAUAUCACAUGGUGAAUGGAGAGCCGUGCCACUUGGAAACAAAUAUCGGGUCCCUUGGGUAGGUAAUGCAAGCAUAUGCCUACGCACUCUCUCUCUCUCUCCUUGUUGCCCUUUUUUGAGUGUGUGACCAAUCACAGGCACCUUUCCCUUUUACUUACAUACACACACAUAUGUUUCGUAAUAUGCUAAAGUGCACCGGUAGUCCGACGGCCUCUGUUGUUCAGAUUUACGUAGAGUUUCGAAAAAGAGGAAGCGAGUAGGCUGAGCGCGUGGCGUCGUUAGAACACACAUCUCAUCCGAUUAAUGGAUCGCCAAGGGAGUCGGAGGCAAAGAGAGAGGUCAUCCGGACACCCAGCAUGUGAACAAGUAAAAGAAUGGCGUAAAAAAGUGGAAGAGAUAGAGAUCGAGAAGCUUUUCCUUUGAUGCAAGAAAAAACUUCUAAACGGACACGCAAAUAUUGACGAAUGCCUUCGAUCGAAGGGUUGAAAAGAAAACAUUACCUUUUUUUUCGAGUGCGUAGCGGCAUUGAAUGAAAAAAAUACGAGAAGAGAGGAAUGCACUUUGCAAGGGGAUGAAUGGCAUGAUGUCAUACAGUUGGACACCUGGUGGUCAGCUGAUGUUUGUCGAUUUACGUAAAAUUGGAAAGUUACCAUAGUAAUAGUAGUAUCAUUUUGAGAAGGCCUAAGUUACUUCCUGGCAGUCCGCCCCCAUCUUUCGACCUUUUUACACCUGUUUCUUGAUUCCCUCCUCAUCUGUGACGCGUUUCCUCUCCGCUUUCGUUCCGGCGCCCGCUCCCACCACCUCCUAUCAAUUAGCUCAUGGAGCCCGCACUCUUUUUUCCUCCCUCCGAUGCUCUGCGCCUUCUUUGACAGAUUAGAUUUGCGGUUUCUGCCCUCACCUCCCCGGGAGAUCUCCUUCCUUCCUAAUUGAAGGUUCGCAGCGAUUUGAUCCGCUUUUCAUAUUUACUUGCAAUCUUUGGUGCUCUCUGCUCUCCUUCUUCCCAUUUGGCUCUCGCCGGCGGUUUCGCCCUUCUUCUGUGCCACACACACUAUCAUCCGCAACAACGGCCGCCAGCUCCAAUCCCAUUUUGUCGUUCAUACCAAAACUGAGAAUUGGAUGGGAUACGAGCGAGCGCCUACUGAUUGUAUGUGUCCGCUUGAUCGUUGCUCUUUCUCGUUCUUCUUGGCCCACCACGCUUUGUUCGAAUCUACGGCACACAUGCAUACACACACUAACACAUCACACUUGCUCUCGCUAACCCGGAGGAUCCGUUGUUGCUGCUCCCAACAGAUGAGAAGAGCAGCGUGCAUGCGCUCCCGAGUGUGUGUGUGUGUGUGUUCCGAAAUGCGCUAAAGAAAAUCGAUCUGAUCCGAAAGGUGCCGACAAGAUCCGCAAAAACAAAGGCGGAAGGAUCAAAGCUGUUCUGGUUGCACUUUGAGCAUCAUCUUCGGAGCAAACUGAUCAUUUUCGCAAUGCUCCUGGCUCAGAUAUUACGCUAAGUACCCCACCCCCUCAUGCUCCGCUCGUUCUGAAAUCUCACACUAAUUUUCUUGUUUUGUCAUUCUUCUCCGAAUGUUUUUGCCACCGAUCUGAAGUCGUCGGCCCUGCCAUUCCGAAUAUAUCGCAUUUGUGCCCCCACGCGGCGCUCCUCUCUCUCUUCCUCCUUUAUUUUUUAGUUACUAUUCGCCUAUAUUUUGACCGUCCACUCCUUCUUCGUCCCUCUCUUUCUCCUUCUCUCUUCCUUAUCUUUUUUCUUGUUCCCUGCCUUCACCUCCCUUCUACUGCCACCGACCGUUACCGUUUUCUUCUUUUCCGCCCCACGUCUUCUGCCUGCCUGCCGGUGUGCGUGGGGGUCGACGGCUGCGGCGACGCGCCGGGAGGUGGUGUCGAUAACCUGAAAUGUCCUUGAAGUUGUUAUACACCGUCUUCAUCGUCCGGUCGUCGUAGGAGGUGACCAGGGAAAUAGAAAAGAAGGAGAAGAAGUAAAUCGGAUAGUAUUCGUUGUCUUUAAAAUUUCGAGGCUCCACUUUUCCGCUCUUUCCCCCCAACCUUUUCCACCUUUCUUUUUGUUUCUCGUUCUAUUUCCUUCCUCUCUCAUCCAACUUUUCUUCUGAUCGUUCGCUAUCUCUCCCUAUCUUUUUCCGCCGGAAUAUCCAUCUCUCCCCGUGUCUCUUCUACUUUUUCUCGCUUCCUCCUUAUAAAUAAACCCUAUAAAUCAGGCGCCCAAUUCUCAGAUUCUCGCCUAACAAACACGUCGUUGCCUAUGCGCCAUUAUUGUCCGAAACUCGGUGAAAUUGGUUGAACACACGAGGUGAGUUUGUAAAAUAUAAAAAUCGUGUCUUCUCCUUUUCCCUCCGCGCCUUUUUCCAUUGAAAAAGAAGUUCGACCCCAUGAAACAUUUCGAGAUGGUGGUGAUGGUCAAUGGAUUGGAUGGAUGAGGGGAGAGGAGAAACGAGUUUUUUGUCACUCGCUCGCCAAAGGGCAAAACCAACACGUACACAGUAAAGAAAAGAAGAAGAGUACGGGAAGAACAGCGUCUGCAAGAAGUUAGGGCAUUGUAAACGGAAAGGCCGGAAAUCACCGUCUAGGAAACUAGAGAUUGUUUCAAACUACAAUUCCUGCGUUAGCUUACACGAUUAGUCAUACUUCUAUUUCUGUUUUCGAUGCACUUUCCAGAAUCGUCUCUGUCGGUGCUUACGUCUGAGCCGCGCGAUCAUCCGGGGUUCUGUAGCACGCGACGCGAGCCAAUCAUCUCUCCAAAUCCUCUCGAUCUUUGGCAGCUCUUCAUUUGUAGCGCAUAUUUUCUCAGUCGAAAAAGUAGUCAGAAGACUAGUCGCACUGGCGGAGGGGCAAAGGUGAGAGCAAUCCGUUUCUGUCCCGUGUAAUAACUUGUCUAAACUACGAGCGAGCGAGCAUCACUCAGCACUCUUUCCUUCUCAUCGCAAAAAUGUGUGCACUUUUUGGGUCAGCUCCGUCCUUUUUAGGAUGGUACCAGGUGCCGGACACCUGCCAUGUCCUUUCGUCCCGGCCUCGUCUGGCUUUUUGUAAUCGUUCAUUAGCGUCCGCCCCGUCUGACUUUCAUUUGUAUGCCUAUGACUGAUUGCUCACAAUAGUUGAAGUCCUCUCGCCAAAGACUCUCCAUUUUCACACACUCGCCAUCAAUCACAUGAGCGUGAGUGCGCCCGGAGCCAUAGAGACAAAACAAGCGACUCAUUUGGGCACUCAUUCCCUUCUAGCCAGUCUGAUGAGCUCUGAGAGCUCUGAUAACCGCUCUUGGCCUCUUUUCAAACGCUCUCUUUUUUCAGAUGGACAUAGUAGUGGUCCUAGCACUAGUCGUGCUAGCCUUCGUCUUCAUCCUCUCCCUCCUCAUUCUCGUCAUCACGUGCCAGAAGCGACGUCACAAACGGCCCAAACAUAAGGUAUCUUUCUUCAUCCAUUCGUUCCCAUCUAUUCUUCAUGCCUCCCAUUUCCAGAUCCUGGUGCCGUUCGAGACGCCACCCGUUCGAUUCACUCGUCCUGUCAAUGACGAGGUCGAGGAGAUCGACUCGAUGGAGCAGCUGAACGACAUGCUCGGCGAGCUACUCGACAAGAAUCCGUGGCUGUUCGAGGCACGCGGAAUCAUGCAGCACAUAGUCGCCACGCUCACCAUCUGCCGGAGCAUCACGAUGAAAAUGGCGGGAGUCCAGAUGCCGUGCUCGCCGUCGCCGUUCCACGACGCUGUCAACAUGGCCAUCCGCAACAUUUACCCGCGCUUCGACGAUCUCAUCGAAAGCAUCGCUGCGCAGCCGGUUGAUUUGCGGCUCCUCGAGGCUCGCGCUCUUUCUCUGGGCACCGUCUGCUGGUCGUUGUAUCUACCGUUUACGCUGAUGGACGAACGACACAAAGAGGAACUGACAAAGCCGUUAAACGAGAUGAACCUGCACUUGGUCACUAUCCGAACAGCCGCUCAUCUCGUAACCAUAUCCGAAAAAGGAGUCGAUCAGGUGAGCUCUAAUAGUAAGAUCUUUCUAAACCGACUGAAACCCUUGAUGUUUCAGAAAAUUGAUCUCGUGGACUUGAAAGAUCAACUGAUGCGGAUGCGGCGAAAAGUCCGCGGAGAGCUGAUGAUCGACGACGAAUACGAAACGGAAGAUGAUCUCGACGACGACGUCAGUGAUGACGACGAUGCACAUAAUCAUCUGGAAGAAGACGGCGUGCUCGUGAAGAAGGGCGGUCCGACGAACGAGCAUCACGAAAAGACGCCGUUGGUGCAGUCGGAAGCGACUGUCGACAUGAUCGAGAUGACCAGAUGUGGGUUUUCAUGAUUUAUGAUUAAUAUUCUGACUGAUUAACUUUCAGUUCCCUUGAUCGAUCCGGAGAAGCUUAUGAUGAGCAACGGAACAGGAACUCCGGAGAAGCUGGUGCACAGCAGCUCUCCAGUCCAUCUUCACCACCACCAUCACCACCCUCAUCACAUGACGAACGGCUCUCUGAAUACGGUGGAAGAGUCGAAUGAGGAUGAUCAUCACGGCGAAGGGUACGUGAGCUAUCCAACAACUUCCGUAUAUAAUUAGGCGUGUUAUUAUCGAAAACAAGAAUCGGUUCGAUUCCCUGCGGGGCUCUCCGGUGAUUAUCUAAAUCACGAGAUUAUCAUAACAACCCCCGUUUUGGCUUUUUAGACGCUGAUAUCUGAUGAAUCAUCUUAGUCAGAAGCGCAGCGAAGUACAACUCUUCCAUAACAAUUCUGAUUUCAGCACGUCGACGUCAUGCUCAUCGUCUUCCACAUCUUCCUCGGCGGCUUCCUCCACGAAUCCCAUCGACCACCAUCCGAAAGCAUGA